Messenger RNA from Hyalella azteca, 703 nucleotides. RefSeq names its product lysosomal acid glucosylceramidase. Lineage: Eukaryota; Metazoa; Arthropoda; Malacostraca; Amphipoda; Hyalellidae. Gene Ontology annotation, molecular function: glucosylceramidase activity. The record is from RefSeq and is a predicted model, not a curated record. Gene Ontology annotation, biological process: glucosylceramide catabolic process. The transcript is spliced from 5 exons. Bases 2 to 703 code for a protein of 233 amino acids.
CAUGGCGCCAACACUGAAGCACUUCUUGGCGGUAAUAAGCAUUACGCUGGUCUACACGCUUCCAGCUUCCGGCCACUGUUGGGAGAGGAGGUACGACCGCGACAGCUUCGUGUGUCCCUGCAACGCCACCUGCUGCGACGAGCCCGGCAUCUUGGCCGCCCCAGAGGCCGGCACCUUCGCCCACUACGUCUCUGACAGAGCAGAGUUCAGGAUAGAAGCUUUCAGUGGACCCAUCGAAGAUGCCGCAGGACCCACAUCGGCUUCGGUCGCCGUGGAUACAUCAAACACUUAUCAGACCAUCUUGGGCUUCGGUGGUGCAUUUACUGACGCCGCUGGACAGAACUUCAACGCUCUGUCUGACAAAACCAAGGAGUGGCUGUUGAGGUCGUACUACGCACCCGAAGGAAAUGAAUACAAUAUCGGCCGCGUUCCAAUUGGUUGUUCAGAUUAUUCAACAUACCCUUACUCGCUGGAUGACGUCGAGGGCGACGUUGACCUCGUCCACUGGUCCCUUAAACCCGAAGACUACAACUACAAGAUCCCAAAUUUGAAGCUGGCCCGGCAGCUGAGCGAGCAGGAGGUACUGAUAUUCGGCUCCCCCUGGUCUCCUCCCACUUGGAUGAAGAGCAAUAAAAUGUUCAAUGGAACUGGCUACCUCCUACCCGAGUACUGGCAGUCCUACGCUAACUACAUCGUCAAGUAA